Molecule: messenger RNA, 1565 nt
Organism: Anopheles moucheti
Lineage: Eukaryota; Metazoa; Arthropoda; Insecta; Diptera; Culicidae
Gene: PGAP5
Product: metallophosphoesterase 1 homolog
Exons: 3
Coding region: 141-1265 (374 amino acids)
Biological process (GO): GPI anchor biosynthetic process
Molecular function (GO): hydrolase activity
Source: RefSeq, a predicted model, not a curated record
UCGAUGUUGUAAAUUUUCGGUUCGUAUCUCGUUUUAGCUGUUUUUCCACUGGACCAAUCACACCGAGGCAUGGUUCCUGGUUGUUGACUGAAGCUUCAGCAUAAAAGGUUGCCGCUAAACAUUUGCUUCCAACAACCGCCAUGAAGCUGAAAACUCUGCUCUUUCGGCUAUUGCUUAGCAUUGUUUCGUUGGUUGUGUUUAACGAGUUCGUUGUUUACUACAUUGUGUUGUUGAAAUGUCAAUGGCCAUCGAAACCUGCUGCCGUGAAUGGAGUGGAACCUGUGAGCGUAAUGCUGCUAGCAGAUACCCACCUGCUAGGCCCAGUGAGAGGUCACUGGUUCGACAAGCUUAGGCGCGAAUGGCAAAUGCAUCGAGCCUUCCAAUCAGCCGUCACGUUGUUUCAGCCGGAAGCGAUCUUCAUUUUGGGCGAUGUAUUCGACGAAGGGAAUUGGGUAAAUCAGAAGGAAUUUGAUAACUACAUCGAACGAUAUCGCAAGCUAUUUCACACUCCACGGGGUGUAGCUUUAUAUAGUAUCGUGGGAAAUCACGACAUUGGCUUCCACUACGCCACACGACCCAACCUGGUGCAACGAUUUGGUGACCAUUUUAACAAUACCGGCGUAUCGCUGAUCAGCCUAAGAGGUGUUCAUUUCGUAGCGAUUAAUUCAAUUGCGAUGGAGGGCGAUGGAUGCUAUCUGUGCGAGAAGGCAGAGAAAGAGCUAAAAUCGAUCGAGACAAUCUUCAAGUGUGGUAGAGGCGUAGGUCAAUGCAAGGAUGUACCGAAACUUGAAGAGUAUAGCAGACCGAUUGUGCUGCAACACUUUCCCAUGUAUCGGGAGUCGGAUAAAGAGUGCCAGGAGCAUGAUUCACCGCAAGUAGGCCUGUACCGCGAGCGAUGGGAAGUAUUAUCGAAGGAAUCGACCGAUUUGAUUGGUGAUUUGCUUAAUCCGAGGCUAGCUUUCAGCGGUCACUCGCAUCACUACUGCCAUAUGCUGAAAAAUCGCUUAAAGAUAGAAGAAUACACGAUACCUUCGUUCAGUUGGCGUAACAAAAACAAUCCCAGCUUUAUAUUGGCACGCAUAUCGCUAAAAGAGUACACCGUUUCACGGUGCCGAAUGCCGGAAGAGAACACCAUUGUAACGAUAUACCUUGUGGGAGGAAUUUUGAUACUUCUCGUAUCUACGUUAAAAAUAGCCGGCAUCAUCGGGCAACUGUGGUCAUUCCUUUGUCGGGGUCGCAAAGAUUACAAAAAACUUACCAAAUAGCUCAAUCGGUCGAGCUCAAAUCAUAGUUGAUAAGAAAACAAACGAUCAUGGUAGAAAUAAUAGACGAAAUAGUGCAACCUAACAUUUCCCCCCUUCGAAAGAGAAAGAGUGAGAGCCUUGGAUGAGUUUAUUAUUGUUGCGUUUUCUUUCUCUUCUGCAUUAUAAUCAUAAGAUUACAAAUUUGAACAUUGUACUAUUCAAUAGAUUUAUAUGUAAAAUAUCCUUUUAAAAAAUAUCCUUUUUAACGGACCAUUUAAAAUUGGCAUUUUCUGACGUUUUCUGACGUGAACUCACGCACAC